Messenger RNA from Lactuca virosa, 727 nucleotides. The record is from the annotation of a GenBank genome assembly. NCBI's taxonomy places the organism in Eukaryota, Viridiplantae, Streptophyta, Magnoliopsida, Asterales, Asteraceae.
AUGCUCGGAAAUCGGAAUCAUGAAUUCCUACGUUCAAAAUUCAUUCGUUCUGUACAGCUUGCAAAUCGAAUUCCCGUUUUGACUGGAAAUGGGGAACCUGGCUUUCUUCGAGAUCCAAAGAAAGAGAAAGAAAGAGAAGAGAGAUCGGAGAUGGAGGGCGUCGAUGGUCCAGAUAGGGCGGAAGAUCUAACUCAAGGGUUUGGAUUAUAUCCCAAACACAAUUCAAUCUGCCUUGGACAAGCGCUUGACUAUGUGGAGAAGUACUGUUAAAGCCACUUACCAACUGAAGCUGGAAUUCAAUGGCUUGACUUGUAGUGUGGGAUCCCAAUGAGUAACAGAGAAACAGGUAGCCUUGAAAAGACCAACAAUUGGAAGCCUUAAAGACCAUCAAGCUGGAGUGGGUGAAAAUCAAGAAGAGAAAAGUGGCUACCAAGAAAAUCGAAUAUAUUGUAGCCUCUAAUCAAACAGUUGCACAACAUUAACAUGAUUUUAUAUCCCCGACAACGACGCCAAGAACUUAUGAUGUGUGGAAGUAGUCUAAUAAAUUAAACUUAAUUCUAACUACAAAUAUUGGUUUUAAAUUUAUAAUUCCUAACAAACUAAACUUGACUAUUAGUACCAACCAAUGUAGCUGAUCAAAUUAUAGUAUUAGUUAAAGUAAGUAAGGGUGUCGAACUCUGUGGGAAAUCGAAGUGUACUAAUUAAAAUAAAUGAAACAAAGUGUGAC